Molecule: messenger RNA, 2322 nt
Organism: Diachasma alloeum
Lineage: Eukaryota; Metazoa; Arthropoda; Insecta; Hymenoptera; Braconidae
Gene: dve
Exons: 7
Coding region: 5-2029 (674 amino acids)
Biological process (GO): chromatin remodeling; regulation of transcription by RNA polymerase II
Molecular function (GO): RNA polymerase II cis-regulatory region sequence-specific DNA binding; DNA-binding transcription factor activity, RNA polymerase II-specific
Source: RefSeq, a predicted model, not a curated record
UGGAAUGGAUUUUCAAAGCGCUAUGGAGACUUUUGCCGAGGCAUGGGUGGCUGCUAAUACCAAAACUGAUCCAGUACAGAGUCAGGCGUUAGCUUUGACGCACAAGGCAUCGCCACCAUCCCGGCCGUCGAGUGUAUCCCCGAUACCGCGAAGUCCACAAUCUCACCAGUCUCACCCAGCACACGCGACACUCAGUCCCACUCCACGGCCAUCAUCGGUGCAUCAUCCGCAGUUGCAUCAGGCCCCACCGGUUUCCCUCAUCGCCCCGAGUUUUCACCAACAGUCUCAGCCUCCCACCACCCAGCAGGUAUCACAAUCAUUUGGUCUUCCCCACAAUAGACAUCCGAAGCAGGAAAUCGACUCAAGUAGCCCAAAACCAGAGGGUUUUGAUCUCAGCAAAAGUUCAACGGUCGCUGGAAAGAGUCCCGUGCCAGUUCAUUGUGUGGUAGAAUCCAUUCACAGUAUAGUGGAUACACGAGUGAGUGGAGGUCGCGACAAGUGGCCAGGACCUCACCUGGAGAUUGACACCUACGUCAUCAUUCCGGCGGCUGUUCCCUUUCAGGAUUUAGUAGCUGAAGCCCUAGUUCGUCUUGGCUACGCCACAGACCUUAUCCCCAGUGCUCGCGGCAGUAUAAUCGUGAAAAACUGGCGACCUUUGCCCAUGGAGAAAGUGGCGGACGAACCAACUCGCACAGUAGCUGAAAUCUUGGCGGAGUUAACCACAGUAGCAACCCUAAAGAUUCAAAUCUACAGGUCAAGACCACCACCCCCGAGUCCAGCUGCUGAAGUUAGAGAUAAACUCCUGAGGCUUCUGCUGCUCCACAGUCAUGCACUUCUUGUCUCAGCAGGAUGUCCUCUCGAUGAGAUGACCCUGUCUUCAUUGUGCAGAGGUGGCAAUGAGCUGUCUGAGGAGACAAGACGUAGUUUCGAGGCUUGGCUACAGCAGCAGCAGCAGAUGGCUGGGCUGGGACCACCAAAUUCACUGCUGUCAUGUACUAACAAUAACCGACAAUUGCAUAAUCCGAGUCCUGGAGUGGAGUCCAGCGGCGUUGGAGGGGUUGGUCCUCACCAUCCCGCGAUGCUCCCUUACUCCCAUAAAACUAGGAUGAGAACAAGCUUCGAUCCUGAGCUGGAGUUGCCCAGGUUGCAGAGGUGGUUUGCGGAGAAUCAACAUCCCUCCAGACAGCAGAUACAGCGCUAUGUGGCGGAAUUGAACUCACUGGAGUCGAGACGAGGGAGAAAGCCACUUGACGUUAAUAACGUGGUUUAUUGGUUCAAGAAUGCUAGGGCUGCGCAGAAGAGGGCGGAAACGAGGGGGAUCAAUGGGUAUAGUCCACCUGGACUUAGUCCCAGGGGAGCUAGUAUCGCCAGUAUUGAGGAUUGCUCGGAUGAGGAGGAGGAUUCAAGGCAUCAGUCGAAUUCAGCGUCUCCUUGUCCAGCCGGAAGUCCGCCGGUAGUGGGUCCCUUAUCCUUAACGACACGUUCCGAGGAUCAGCGCCUCAUAGCCCCGACAUCAACUCCAACCUCGGCAACAACAACGUCAGCUCCGCUGGUGAAACGUGAGGAUGACGGUGCAACCAGGGUAUCAUCCGGAUCCGAUGACGAGGACUCACCAGGCGGUGUGCCAACGACUCCACUACCUCCUGGUUUCUCCCUGGUACCCAGUCCCAUGUUCGGUCACUCCAUUAUGUACAUGUCACAUUAUCUACCGACCAGAGGCGGACCUGCUGGGUGCCCGGCUAGCAUGCUCGAUGAGAGGAGAAAACGUAAUCGUACAUUCAUCGAUCCUGUUACGGAAGUACCGAGACUGGAGAAUUGGUUCGGCCACAACACUCACCCAAGUCAUGCGUUGAUCCUAAAAUACACAGAGGAGUUGAAUCGUAUGCCAUAUCGUCAAAAAUUUCCCCGCCUGGAGCCGAAGAACGUGCAAUUUUGGUUUAAAAAUCGACGCGCAAAGUGCAAGCGUCUGAAAAUGGCGCUAUUCGAGGGUGAAUCACCCCAGCCCCACCCCUACGCCCACGCAGACUAGUCGACAGUGCUACUGCCCCGAUUACUGAAGGCAUUUCUCCAAGAGAAACACUUCCAUAACCACGAAACGAGUUCAAAAAAGUGAGAUUAGAGAGCAAUUGUGCCCUCGUAGGUAACUAGUCCUGUCAACAAUCGUACGAGGAAAUAAUCAACAAAUCGAUGGAUAAUCGAUUCUAAAAAAAUGUUAAACGCUAAUAAAUAUUAAAAUUGAAGAGGCUGUACUUUAUUUGUAAUUAAAACCAAUAGCACCGAAAUGUUAUAAUAUACUAUUAUUGUCGUUAUUAGAUUUAAAUC